Molecule: messenger RNA, 291 nt
Organism: Staurois parvus
Lineage: Eukaryota; Metazoa; Chordata; Amphibia; Anura; Ranidae
Source: the annotation of a GenBank genome assembly
CAGCUUGUCACAUGGUACAAGGUUGUUGUGAAUAGCCUUGUACCAUGUGACCUCUGUGAUCAUUCACAGAUUUCACACAUAGUAAGCAAUGUCACAAGUGCCAUCUUGAUUACUACUUUGCAUGUGAUCACUGAUUGGCCAAUCAGUGAUCACAUGAUCGGGACCUCGUACAGAGGUCCCGUACGACCCAUUGACAUUUACUGUGUGGGCUGUGAUUGGUCAAAGCUUUGCACAUGGUACAAGGCUGUUGUGAAUAGUCUUGGACCAUGUGACCUCUGUGAUCAUUCACAG